GUUAUAUUAGUGAUUUAUGGUCUGGCUUGUCUUUUGUAGGCGGCUUCAUCACCUUCGAUCGAAGAUAUGUUAGCCGGUAUUGUCCUAACAUCGCCUGCACUUCGUGUCAAACCUGCUCAUCCUAUUGUCGGGGCGAUUGCUCCAUUCUUCUCGUUGGUCGCCCCAAGGUUCCAAUUCAAAGGAGCAAACAAGAGAGGCAUUCCUGUCUCAAGAGACCCUGAAGCUCUCUUAGCCAAGUACUCUGACCCGUUAGUCUACACCGGCCCCAUAAGAGUCCGAACUGGCCAUGAGAUUCUCCGCAUAACAGCCUACUUGACCCGGAACUUCAAAUCUGUUACGGUGCCUUUCUUUGUCCUCCAUGGUACAGAGGAUAAAGUCACUGAUCCACUAGCUUCACAAGACUUGUAUAAUCAGGCACCAUCAGUGUUCAAAGACAUCAAACUCUACGAUGGUUUCUUACACGACCUUCUCUUUGAACCCGAGCGAGAGGAUGUUGGUCGUGAUAUCAUAGAUUGGAUGAUGAAGCGGCUCGACGAUGUUAACGGAUCAGCCGCUGGCCUCUGGUAAAAGAUCAGACGAGACAUCAGAGGUCUUCUUCUUGUCUAGGUAGUUGGGAUACUAAUUAUGUGAUUCCAAACUCAGAAACCAAGUGUAGGAGAUACAUACAAUACAAUGGUUUAAUAUCUAUGAAUUGUUUGGUUAUUGGGUUGCCAAAA
Molecule: messenger RNA, 716 nt
Organism: Eutrema salsugineum
Lineage: Eukaryota; Viridiplantae; Streptophyta; Magnoliopsida; Brassicales; Brassicaceae
Product: caffeoylshikimate esterase
Exons: 2
Coding region: 67-567 (166 amino acids)
Cellular component (GO): membrane
Molecular function (GO): lipase activity
Source: RefSeq, a predicted model, not a curated record